AUGGCAAGAGAAAGUACGAGUGUUUACAUUGAUGCUCAUCCAAUUGAACAGGCGAUCAUUGUCAGAUUUCAGUCGAUCAAUGACGGAAAUUCAAGCAGUUUUGCAGGAAAAACCUAUCAAAAGAUAAUUGUAAUCCGUGAACUCUCGAGUGUGAUCGAUGUGAAAUUAGUGGCAAACGAAGUGAUGGCACAAUGUGGAGAAAUACCCGAAAAAGCGAGAGCUGACCUAGAACACACUAUACAUUAUCUGCAAAAGAGAAAAACUGAUGGGUUGAGAUCACGUGGAAGCUCGACAUCUCUCUCCGAUCAAGGCUCGGCCAACUCUAUUAAAGCAAAUAUGGAGAAAAUUGAAGACUACAUUGAAUUAUUUUAUGAAGAAAUCUCGGAGAAAACUCGUGGCACGGCGUUGAUCCUCGAGUUGGCCUCUGAUCCCAAUAAUCUUCAAGAGUUAGCAGCUAACGAAUCUUUGAUUGGAGCCCUUGUGCGCAUUUUUCGAGAAGAUUGGAAGAAGAACUUUGAUCUCGCAACGAAUAUUAUUCGCUUUUUCGUACAUUUAAGCUACUAUGAGAGCUUUCACUCAACAAUUACAGAGCACAAGAUGGGCGCACUAUGCAUGACAGCAAUCGAGCACGAGAUCAAAAGAGGCGAACUUUGGACAACAGAGGCACUUCGGGAUGAUCAAUCGGCAAAGAAAUACCGUGUUGCCUUGCGAAAGCAAAACGUUUUACUAGCUGCUUGUAUAACUCUACUCACGAAUUUGGCCGACGAUCUGUCAGUCGAACAGAAAAUGGUGAAACGGGACAUCUUGAAUUAUCUAUUGAAAUGUCUCGAUUCAAAAGACAGUCCUCAGCUCAUCCUUGCCACUUUGCAAUUCAUUCUGAAAUUGAGCAUUUUCAUUGAGAACAAAGCUGCAUUGGAACAAGAUGCGAUCAUUGAUAAACUGAUUGGUUUGGUGACACUUGAUGAUGAAAAAAUUCAGAAACAAGCAAUGGGAAUCCUUUUCAAUUUGUCGUUUGAAGAGAAAAAUCGCAUUCGAAUGGUGCAAGCCGGUCUUGUCACCCAUAUUGCACCUCUAAUACAAAAAACGAAAGCUUUACAUCUUCUUUAUCAAUUGACGAUUAAUGAUGACGCAAAAGCAAUGAUGACUUAUACAGAUGCCAUUCAAAUUCUGAUGUCCGAUCUUCUCUCUGGUCAAGCAUCCGAUGUCGGAAAAGCGGUUCUCAUCAAUCUUUGUGUCGAGAAACGAAAUGCUCAAUUAGUUUGUGGACCACGCGGACAAGGACUCGAUUUAUUGAUUGAACAAGCCCACCAGGGUCGAGAUCUUCUCAUCGCAAAAAUCAUUCGCAAUAUUUCUUUCCACACAGGUCCUACGCAAGAGCUUUUCUUGAAAUGGAUUCCGAAAUUGAUCAUCGUGAUGAAAAGUGACGGGCUUUCGGUAGAAGAGAACAAAUCGGCAUUCAGUCUUGAAGCUGCUGGCACAAUUGCCACCAAUACGGCUGCUGAUUGGGCUAGCUUAUGCGAAGCAUACAAACUCGUACCAUGGAUGACAGAAGUGCUCGGGAAACAAGGCGGAGAACGACAACCACUGCAGUUACAAUUGGUGAUUCUUUGUGGAUCGAUGGCCACUCAAUUGUCAGCUGCACGUCUUCUCGUUCCUUUAUUAGACACAUUUUUAAAACUUUUACAUGUGAUGCAAGAAGACGAUGAAUUCGUUGUCCAACUUCUUUACUUGUUUCUUCAAUUGAUCAGACAUAAAGAACUAUCCGAUCGAUUGAUGGGUUCAAACUCGAUUCUCGGUGACUACGUGAUCGAUCUGAUGCAUGAUAAAAACGAAUCGAUUCGGGAAAUGUGUGAGACGGCACUUGUGAUAAUUGGAGAGCACAGUAUCGAGUGGGCUCGUCGAAUCGCGACGCAACGCUUCCGUUGGCACAACGCACAAUGGCUAGAAACGGUGGAAAGUGGUGGUAUAAACGAGAUUUCCGACGAUCGGCUUGAUGAAGAGGAUGAAGAAUGGAGAAAACAAGUGAUUUUCGACGAUCAACUCAUCGACGACGACGAUUUGCAAGAGAGAUUAUUC
Molecule: messenger RNA, 2076 nt
Organism: Mesorhabditis belari
Lineage: Eukaryota; Metazoa; Nematoda; Chromadorea; Rhabditida; Rhabditidae
Source: the annotation of a GenBank genome assembly